Molecule: messenger RNA, 1090 nt
Organism: Selaginella moellendorffii
Lineage: Eukaryota; Viridiplantae; Streptophyta; Lycopodiopsida; Selaginellales; Selaginellaceae
Product: protein LOW PSII ACCUMULATION 1, chloroplastic
Exons: 4
Coding region: 113-1063 (316 amino acids)
Source: RefSeq, a predicted model, not a curated record
CGAGUACGACAUGAAGAUUGGCUUCAGCCAGCAGUGGCAAGCGACGAAGACUCAGCAGACUUGCGAGAGGUGGUUUGCUUAGCGGGCGGCGUCUUAUCGCAUCGCUGGAGAAAUGUUGCGUUCUCCACACAUUUUUAGCAGCCGUAGCUGUGGCUGCUGGCGCUGGAAAUUGCAGCAAUAUGGCGAGGAGACACUAAGCCGACGCAGCAAAAUACAUUUCCAGUGCAGCAGCAUCAAGGACGAGCGAGGCAUCAGUCGAGAAGCAAGGAUCAGAGAGGAGGUCAUUUCUCCAUUCCGUUCGCUGAGGCUGUUCUUAUACCCAGCUCUGAUGGCGAGUGCAACCAUAGCGGCACUGACUGCUUUGCCACGGCUCAUUGCUGCGCUCGCGAACUCUCCUAAUGCAACAGUCGAGAACAACGCAUCGCUCGGUCAAGUGCUGGAAGGUCUUGGAAUAGACGUGACCGCCAUCGUGAUAUUUGCGCUGCUCUACCGGUCCGACACCAAGGCUCGAGACUUGCAACUCGCCAAGCUGAGCCGGGAGGAAUCACUGGCUUCGCUGAGAGUUGAGCUGGGAAACAAGCGAGUCGCGACGCUGGAACAAAUGAGAGGAAGUGCUAGGUUCGUCAUAAUUGCCGGCCCGAAGUCCCAUGUUGAUCAAGCACUGGAGCUCAGUCUACCAUUCCAGGAGCAGCUGCUAGAACGUGGUGUGACGCUGGUUCCGUUUGUAACACCACCGGCAGCGUCUACAGAAGAAUCCCAGAGUUCUUCCUUCCAGGCCCAAAAGUCACAGGCAAAAGAUGACGAUUCAGCAGCGGCAGCAGCGGCAGCUCGGAGAUGGAUCGUGCUUCCAAUCUACACCUCUGAAUGGACAAAAUGGUUGAGCGAGCAAAAGAAGAUUGCGAACAUUCCAGAGGACAAACCAGUCUACUUGUCACUGAGAAUGGACGGACGAGUUAGAGGCAGCGGUGUGGGAUUUCCUCCGUGGAGUGCUCUCGUUGCGCAGCUCCCGCCAGUCAGUGGUAUGUGGCGUGGUGCUCUAGACGGCAUGGAUGGCAGAGUAUGAAUCUACUGGAGAAAGUUUUUCUUUCCA